CUGUUAAAUUUACGUAACAGAGUAUCAUUGAUCGAUGAUGGACUUUAGCGAAGGGCACCAAAUUGAUACAGCCGCGGCACCGCGCUAUUUACGCCAUGACAGCUAACCUGUUUAACUUUGUGAUGUCGUUUUUAAGUUCGAAACAACUACAAAAUAAACACUAAACACACACAACAGUUGCAGCUCUGUACCAGAAGUCUGCUGGUAUUGUGAUAACAGACAUGCAUCUGGAAGAGCAGUACAAGACGUUUGAAAUAGCAGUAUAUAAGACAAGAGUGGGGAAAAGAAAAUGAAUUAAUGUCAUUGUGUUCGAGACACCAAAACAGUAAAGAAGAAAAACAGUUAUUGCAAGUAUGUAAAUUACUAUAGAUAUGUGUUGGAAAGAAAUGUGAAAGUGAAUUACACGACACGAGACAGUGAACCGGCAAAGUGGUUCUAUUUUAUUUUUUUUUAAUCUCAUAAUAUAUAACUGAGCAGUGUGUGUGUACUCACCUAGUGGAAUGAAAAUAGAUGAUUCUGCUAGUGACUGAUUUGAAUAGUGAUGUGUGAUGGAACAGUUUAUUUGUUGAUGUUUUGUCAACUGGAACUCAGUGGUACAAUCUACUUUCUCCUUACAUGCCAGCCACAAACAUAGAUAAUUUAACUUCAAUGAAAUAUUCUUGUAGUUGGUAGCAUUAUGUGGACUGUAUAGUAGAGUGUGUAAAUCUGAACGUGUGAAUUUAAAAGAACUUGUUUAAAGAAGAAUUGAGUGAUGACAAGAGAGAGAGAAUGAUGUGGUGGUAAUCCUUAGAGGCACGAAUUUCCAGAGGUUGGAGAGAGCAUAGUGAUGAAUGCUGAGCAGCAUGUGCCUUCAGCUACAGGCAGCCAGUCAGAGGAGCAAGCAUCAGCAUCCGCUGUUCACAGAAAUACAGGAACAUCAGCUGAUUUACGUGUGGGAACAGCUGUUGCCCUCUCUAGUGUGGCAAAAUACUGGGUUCUCACAAAUUUAUUUCCAAGUCCGCUUUCACAAGUGUACAUCCAGCCAUCUCGACAGGCUUGUGAGAACGGAAAGAACUCACAGGAAAGUGUUGCCCAGCAGACUUGUGUCAAUGGCCAAUCGGGUAUUGGAGCGGCGACAGACACAAUGGCAUUAGUGCCUCAUCACACAGAGCAGCAGCCCCAACAGCAGCCUCUUCCCGUGCAGACACCUAUUGCACCAUCGCAAGGUACUGUUGCUACCAUAUCUCUACCAUCUUCACAUGGAGAGCUUGCCGUUUCAAUAAGUGUUGAAAAUAAAGUGAAACAGGACAAGGGAACCUGUACAACUGAGAGGUGUGGAGAAAAUCAGGUUCAUUGCCAGGUGCAGUGUGACCUUCAGUUGGUAAACACUAAUUCAGUCACACAGCCACACAGUGAACAGUUAGUAGCCCAGCAACAGGCAAUUGCCUUACAUAUCUCUCAGCAAUUACAACAGCAUCAUCAGCAGCAACAGUUGCAGCAAACUCAGCAACAACAACAACAACAACAACAACAACAACACCAGCAGCAGCCGCAGCAACAGCCACAUCCAGCUCCACCACAACACCAGCAGCACCAACAAAACCAGCACAUCCAACAUCAUCCUCUACAGCCACAAGUGCAUCAGUCACAGCAGCAACACCAGACUCCAUCACCACAGCUUCAGAAUCAACAACAGCAGCAGCAAUUGCACUUACACCAUCAGGCUUCACAGCAGAGGCAAGCACACCAACCACCUCCACCUUCCCAGCCACCUCCAGCAGCGUCUCUGCCCCAAGGCCACCAACAGCAGACUUCCCAGAUGCACCAGCAACAGCAGUCACAUCAGCAGGCCCCACAGCAAUCACACCAGCCUCACCACCAGCAGCAACAGCAGACACAAACACUUCAGCAGCAUGUUCCACAACAUCAGCAACAGCAACCAAUACAUGCGGAACAAAUGUGUCACUCACACCAAACACACCCACAACAACCGCAGGGCCAGCAGCAGCAGCAGCAGCAGACACAACAGUCACCUCAUCAAGCUCAACAGCAGCAACAAGCACAGCAGCUGCAACAGCAAUUACCACAACAACCAUUACAUCAGCAGUCACAACAAGGACAUCAGCCGCAGCAGCAGCAGUCAUCAUCCCAGCCAAAGCAACAGCAGCAGCAGAUAACUGGCAGUGAAAAUCAAAGCAGGCCAGCAGAGGGUCAGCAUGCAAGUCGCAGCACGUCAUCCUGCUCUCGUGAAUCUAGUACUCAAGUAGAUACUAGCUCUGAUCACUCAGACAAAGAUGAGAAGGCAACUGUUUCAUCCGCAUCUACUAAAGAAGAACGCAUCUUGUUACCAGGGUUUCCAAUUCAAGAUCUUAAAGGCCACACAAUGGAUAUUCGCACUCCUGACGGAAAUAUUGUAAAGAUAAGUGCUCCUAUUAAUGGUGAACAGGACCUUUCCAAGACACUUGGAGUUGAAAUGGUCCAAAACAUGUACAAGGUGAAUGUAGAGGAAUUCAACCAGUUGUUAGCGUACCAUGAAGUAUUUGGCAAACUACAAAGUGAGAUGGUUGCAAACAGUGCACAGGGUGCAAUGCUGUCCGCUGGAAAGUCUUGUGGAGAGGGGAGUGUGAGUGCUGUGGCUGCCCAGGCUUCUGCCAUCCUUAAUACUCCUGGCACACAUCCCUGCGAGGUCUGCGGCAAAAUCUUCCCGUACCGUUAUCAGCUGAUUGUGCAUCGACGCUACCAUACUGAGCGGAAGCCCUUCACGUGUCAGGUGUGUGGGAAGGCAUUCUCUAGUGCUGCCGACUUAACAAGGCAUGGCAAAGCUCAUCUCGGUGGGAGCAUGCUGACUUGCUCAAUCUGCUUCCACGUCUUCGCAAACGCUGCCAGUUUGGAACGCCACGAGAAGCGGCACUCAGCAGACAAACCAUACGCCUGUUCGGUGUGCGGCAAGACGUUCGCACGCAAAGAGCACCUAGACAACCACACCCGCUGCCACACCGGAGAGACGCCUUACCGCUGCCAGUACUGCACCAAGACGUUCACGCGCAAGGAACACAUGGUCAACCACAUCAGGAAGCACACAGGUGAGACGCCUCACCGCUGCGACAUCUGCAAGAAGUCUUUCACACGAAAGGAACACUUCACGAACCACAUAAUGUGGCACACAGGCGAGACACCUCACGCCUGCCAGAUCUGCGGGAAGAAGUACACGCGGAAGGAGCACCUGGCCAACCACGUGCGGUCGCACACCAACGACACGCCAUUCCGCUGCGAGAUGUGCGGCAAAUCAUUCACGCGGAAGGAGCACUUCACGAACCACAUCAUGUGGCACACGGGUGAGACGCCUCACCGGUGCGACUUCUGCUCAAAGACGUUCACACGAAAGGAGCACCUGCUGAACCACGUGCGCCAGCACACCGGGGAAUCUCCGCACCGCUGCAACUUCUGCUCCAAGUCGUUCACGCGCAAGGAGCACCUGGUGAACCACGUCCGCCAGCACACAGGUGAGACACCCUUCCACUGCGGGUACUGUCCCAAGGCCUUCGCCCGCAAGGACCACCUGGCGAACCACGUCCGCCAGCACACGGGCGAAUCGCCACACAAGUGCCACUUCUGUACGAAAUGUUUUACCCGUAAAGAGCACCUCACCAACCACGUAAGGCAGCACACAGGCGAGUCUCCCCACCGCUGUCAGUACUGCUCCAAGUCUUUUACCCGAAAGGAACACUUGACUAAUCACGUGCGUAUCCACACAGGCGAGUCUCCGCACCGUUGCGAGUUCUGCGCCAAGACAUUCACCCGGAAGGAGCACCUGACCAACCACCUGCGGUGCCACACCGGCGAGACCCCUCACUGCUGCCACGUCUGCUCCAAACCGUUCACCCGCAAGGAGCAUCUCGUGAACCACAUGCGCAGCCACACGGGCGAGCGGCCUUUCGGCUGCGCUGAAUGUGGAAAAUCCUUUCCCCUUAAGGGUAACCUACUGUUCCACCAGCGGUCACACAACAAAGGUGCAGCUGCCGAAAGACCUUUCCGCUGUGAUCUCUGCCCUAAGGACUUUGUAUGUAAAGGGCACCUGGUCUCCCACCGCCGUAGUCAUUCUGGCGAUCGGCCACACUCGUGUCCGGACUGUGGGAAAACUUUUGUGGAGAAGGGAAAUAUGCUCCGGCACUUGCGCAAGCAUUCAGCAGUCGGUCAACAACUGUCUCUAGUACCACACCACCAUGGCGUUGUCGUUCAGCAUUUGGCACAUCAUCCUCCCACGCUUCCUCCCACAGCUCCUCCUCCUGCCCACCCACAAGCUGCUAUCCAGCAUCCUCCACAGCCACAACCACAGUCACAGCCACAGUCAUCACAGCAACCCCCAUCUCAUCAACAGCAGCAGCAACAGGCACAGCAGCAGCAGCAGCAGCAGCAGCAGCAGCAGGCACAGACCCAACAACCUCCACCACCACAAGCACCACAACCACCACCGCCACCACCACAGCAACAACAGCCUCCCCCACUUCCAGGACCACCUCAUUCCGCAGUUGUUGUACCGACACAAAAUGCUGUCCUAGCCACGUACUGAAUCCAGUAAUAAACUGCUUGCAGUCGUUAAUUGUUCCUGAGUCCAAUGAGUAUAAUAUUUUCAGUCUUCUAAUUUAAUGCUAUGUGCCAUAUCUGCCAAUAUUUUCAGAUUUCUUCUACAACCAGCAUUAAUUCAGACAUUACACAGGUAACUUUUAAUAUGUUUGCAUAAUCAUGUAAUUAUUUGAAUUUUUUAAUACUCAGUAAGUAGGAAAAACAAUUUUUUUAGAUUGAAGCAAGAGACAGCAAAUUGUGUACUAUUGUGUAAUUUUUAUAAUUGACAGAGCCUCAGUUCAGCAUCUAUUAAGUGAGUUUGUUCUUCUUAUUUGUAAUUUAAAAUUUAGUCCGCCAAACUUAAAUGCUUUAGAAAUUUCAAUCAUGACUCACAAUUUGAAAAGAAUAGUGUUGGUUUGUGACUCGCCUGUGCUACAUAUUGUUUCAAAAUUUACAUGUGCAUGUUCAUUACAUGUCAGUACUUUGUUUCUUCAUGAUGCUUUGUGAGCUUAGAUUUGAUCAACUACUGUGAAGUUAAGAUCUGAGCCCCUUUUAGUGUAAGGAAUUCUUUGUUUCUGAAUCAAGAAUUUGAAAUUUUUAUAAUUGUGUAAUUAUCACUAAAGGAUUGGACACACACCAAAAAAAUGUGAUAGAACAAAUGGGUGAUGCAUUAUAGAACAGUGUAUAUUUCAUUCACUUGGGACCAGAAUAUUUCUUUCCAUAGUCACAUCAGAUUUUUGAAAGCACCAGCUUUUGAUCAAGCAUUGGUUAAAAAUGUUAGAUUUUAAACUAACUUAAAUCUCCUUACUGUUCACUUAUAUAUUAAAAGUUGGUUUCUUUCCAACUUGAAGUGCUUUUCAUGUACAUUGCUGGACAUUACGUUGACAGUUAAUUAUGGUAUUCUAAUAGAAGUCUUAAAAUCUUACUUCAGAGUAGACCUCAGAUAGUUAUUAAAAUAAUGGUGUCGACAGUAAAUAUCACUGCUAUGGAUUCACAGUAAAAGUCUGAGAACUGGAACUUUAUCUUCAUGAUUGUCCAGGACAAAUUUUUAAAGGAAGGUUCUUUUUCAUGGUACAAAUUAAUCAUCCUAAUUUUUUCUUGUUAUUGAAUAAGUAUUAUUUUUUGCAUCUCACAUUACAGCAUAUUUAAAAUGCGACUAAACAUUGUUCAUUUGCACAAUAUGUGUGCAUGUUGCUUAUUAGGUGUGGCAUAUCAAGUGAUUCAGUUUCUGAUCGCAAUAAUUAUAAAAUGCCUUUGUGUAGAUGUUUGCACGUCAGCAUUCUGAUAAAUAUUUUGUAUAAAGCAUGGUAUUUUUGAGAAGCUUUAGACCUUAGGAGAUCUUUACUCUAGUUGUGAUACUGUAGGUUUUAAAGCUUUUAGAUGGCAGCUAAAGGGGAAAAAAACAGUCAUUGCAUUAUUAAUAUAAAAAAGUACCUUAAAUCAGUGUGUGUUUGAGAGAGAGAGAGAGAGAGAGAGAGAGAGAGCAGCAAAAAGGGUGCUUACAAAUAACAACAAUGGCAUAAUUGACAGCAGUUUUAAAAUAUUUUUCACUUUAGAUAGCACAGAAGUUCCAUCUAGUAUUUGUUGUCCAUUUUUGUAUUUGCCAGUAUAUGUUACCCCUCCAAUUCAUUGCAAGAGGAAAGCAAAUCUCAGUUGCCAUACGUUGUUGGGCAUAUUUUAAGUUACUGGCAGUUUUCUGUUUGUUCCAGAGUGAGGUUCUUUGUAAAAUUAAACAAAGGUAGUCUAUCCCUUCUUCUUCUCAAGCAUUAGAAGUCACUUUUGUUUAAGCUGUUUAAAAGUACCAUUCUGUAAGAAAAUAAGCUUCAUGCUAUUAUUCUUUGCCCAUAAACUUUUCAUUCCACAAAAGAGCUACAGAGUUGAAUUCUACCUGUGACUAAUAAAUUUACACAGUGGUUUGUAAUUUAAAUAGCUCCCUAUAUUAGAAUAACUUCUCAUUUGUGGUAUUUGACAUAUCUGCAUGGCUGUUGUUGGAGUGUUGAUCCAUUUAUAUUCAUAAAAUUCAGAGGAAACACAUCCAUCUUCAAUCAUGGUCAUGACUCUUGUGAAAAAUUCCGAUGAAUUUUGAAUCUUGAAGGUUAAGGUGCGGAAGUUAUUAUUUUGUUACAGUUUACUAAUGGUAAAUCCACUGGCCCUAUUAUACCAGGUGGCAUGCUGAGGAUUAUCAUGUACACAUAAUGUUAAAAUAAUACAUUGAGCAGCUGAAGAUCAGUCUUCAGGGAUUAAAAUGCAUUGCGCUUUCUCAUGAACACCAUUGUUGUAUCUGAUCAUGGUAUUUUUUCUAUUAAAUUUUACAAGUAUUUGACAUUUCCUCUGACCAUUGUGAAGAAACAUUAUUUCACAACAAUAAUAUUUUUUGGUUUUGAUGUAAUCAAGUAUGACUGUUUCAUACACUGCCUUCAUUUCAUUAAUACUGCCAUGAACUGACUACUAUUAAUUUUAUAAUAUAUUAGGGAUGAAUGGACAGCUAGUCUAUGGAAUAACAGAUUUACUGCUGCAAAACCAUUUAAAUUUACCGUUAGGAACAAGUAUGUUAUUCCUAUAAAAAUAAUGCCUUGCUCUUGCAUUGUUAAAGGCAGUUUUGGAUCAGUCUAUUAAAUUAUUGGCAGUGUCAUCUACCAGCAGCUUCAUUAAUCGUUUCUGUUAAAACAGCAUUGCUUCGGUCUAACUCAAGGUUUAAUUCCAGAUUUUAAGGAAUUUUUCUUCUGUCUCGUACUUACCAGCUGUCUUACCAUGUUUUCUCUCUAAGGUAUCUUAUUUUUUCCUGCAUUUGGAGGAACAUCAUGUUAGUCAUAGCUACCUCAUUUUGGAUUGCCCUCCAUUAUUAUUUUCAUAUAGAAACUGAAAAUUGUACAAAUGAAAGUUUCAGUAAGAUAUUCAUAUUUCUGUACUGUCCUCUUUCCACCUUUGUACUCACACUUAUUGGCUUCAUGUUUUGUCUUUUUUGCCCUACCAAAUUUUCUUCCAGACCAUCAACAAAAACUAAAAUAAGGGAACUGCCAAACUAGUGAAACUCCCUCAGUAAUUGCUAAUCUUUGUAAUUUGAUGAUUUUUGUCAUAAAAUAUUACUUCACUUGGUUCUGUUAAGUUUUUCAUUUAAUAAGCAUUGGAUAAUGUUGUAAAAUCAGUUUGUCUAAGUCUUAGAAUCUUUAGUGAACCAAAUUAAAUUCCCUUGAAUAUGAUCAUGUGAUGUAGAGAAAAUUUGUGGUGACAUGUGUCAGUUCUGUUUUAUAUUUUUAUGUACAUAUAUGUCCUGCAUUGGGUGAUUCGUUGAUAACAUGUUGUGAAAAGAAGAAAACCUUAUUUGACCUGUGUGAUAAUUUCGCAGUUGUUCCUGAUAAUCUGAUUACAGACAUCGCAUAUCUAGUAUUUUAAAAUAAAUUUUCUUUGUAUUUGAGAUUGAAUAUAUCAUGAAUCAUUUAUUGUGUAAUUAUAACAUUUUAAU
Messenger RNA from Schistocerca piceifrons (Central American locust), 8005 nucleotides. Its product is annotated as zinc finger protein 28-like. The record is from RefSeq and is a predicted model, not a curated record. The transcript has 11 exons. Gene Ontology annotation, biological process: regulation of transcription by RNA polymerase II. Lineage: Eukaryota; Metazoa; Arthropoda; Insecta; Orthoptera; Acrididae. Gene Ontology annotation, molecular function: RNA polymerase II cis-regulatory region sequence-specific DNA binding; DNA-binding transcription factor activity, RNA polymerase II-specific. Bases 827 to 4549 code for a protein of 1240 amino acids.